Microbotryum saponariae is the source of this 838-nucleotide messenger RNA. Lineage: Eukaryota; Fungi; Basidiomycota; Microbotryomycetes; Microbotryales; Microbotryaceae. The record is from the annotation of a GenBank genome assembly.
AUGCCAGUCUCGACCGCGCAGAAAUGGCCCGCUGCCAACUCUCGAUGGAAUUCAAUCGAGGAUCUGAGCCUGCUCUUCCACCUUUCUUUACUUGAAGCAAACCUUUCGCCGUCGUUCACCUCCGCCUCGUGCCCUGCCGAAAACGGCCAGCUACCAAGCAUCUCAAUCAUGGCCAACAUUCCGGGCUGCAAGCACGUCGUUCUUGCGCAAGUAAGACAACCAUCGCCCCAAGAGUGGGUCGUGGAUCGCGUCCCACUUUUCCGAACCGCCGCCAUUGCGAGACUGCAGGAAAAAAGUGGCGCGGUCGGCAGAGGCCGCAAAGGCAGCCGCCCCAAGUCGAAGGCAAACCCCAAGAAAGUCCUCGCCCACGGUCACAGGGAGGAACCUGCGGAUUUGGAGGUCAGUCUUGCCCUCCAUCGGCGCCGCUGCUUUGGUGGGAGCGAGUCGAACUUGGCGGUGCAACAGGCUCGUUAUUGGUGGAGAGUGCACUCAUGUACCGGUAUUGCUCUAUUUGACGUUUUAUCAUCCCAGACGUACUUGAACCGUGGGUAUAUCGACGUCGGCAGCGAGCUGUUGGGUCCAACCGACCUUACCCGUCUCGAAGGUUCGCUCCGGUCGUGCGCCCGCCGUGAAGGCCGCUUUCUCCGCGCGUUCAGGACCCAGAAAGGUUCCGUUACUUUCUGCUGUGCUAUCGGUGCCGCUUGCCCAUUCAGGCUCCAAUUUCAAGUGCCUACCACACCGUCGCCUGGGGUUGAAUGGAGGUGUACUCGGCUUUGCGCAACGCACUCGUGCCGAGCUGUCGACACGCCCCUCAUCACCAUCAUGGAUAGGCAGAUGA